AUGCUCCUGUUGCUCAUCCCCGUACUGGGGAUGAUUUUUGUCCUGAGAGAUGUCAGUGCCCAGUCAGUGACCCAGCCUGACGGCCACGUCACUGUCUCUGAAGGAUACUCCCUGGAGUUGAGAUGCAACUAUUCCUAUGGUGGAGCUUUUUAUCUCUUCUGGUAUGUCCAGUUCCCUGGCCAAGGCCUCCAGCUUCUCCUCAGAUACCUUUCAGGAGACACCUUGGUUAAAGGCAUCAAAGGCUUUGAGGCUGAACUUAGGAAGAGUGAAUCUUCCUUCAACCUGAGGAAACCCUUUGUGCACUGGAGUGACGCGGCUGAGUACUUCUGUGCUCUGAGUGCCACAGUGCCUGGGACUGCAGGGGGAGCUGAACACAAACUUCAUGAUUUCACAGUUGGAAUAUUAGAAAUUGAUUCUCAUCUGUUUAACAUUGAUAUAAGAGGAAGCCAUGGAGACUCAGUGACCCAGACAGAUGGCCAAAUGCUCCUCACUGAAGGGGAUUCUCUGAUUGUGAACUGCUCCUAUGAAACCAGGCAGUACCCUGCUCUUUUCUGGUAUGUCCAAUAUCCAGGCGAAGGUCUACAGCUCCUCCUGAAAGCUGCGAAGGCCAAUGAUAAGGGAAUCAACAAAGGUUUUGAAGCCACAUAUAAUAGAGAAACCACCUCCUUCCACUUGGAGAAAGCCUCAGUCCACGUGUCAGAUUCAGCUGUGUAUUACUGUGCUCUGAGUGACACAGUGACAGGAACUGCAGGGGGAGCUGAGCACAAACUCUGA
Propithecus coquereli (Coquerel's sifaka) is the source of this 774-nucleotide messenger RNA. RefSeq lists its product as uncharacterized. The transcript is spliced from 4 exons. Lineage: Eukaryota; Metazoa; Chordata; Mammalia; Primates; Indriidae. The record is from RefSeq and is a predicted model, not a curated record. The coding region runs from base 1 to 774 and encodes 257 amino acids.